UGGUGGCCACUGCAUUUAAAGAGUGCAGGAAUCCCUCGCGUUCAAACCCUUCAAGGCUUAAGAAAAUACAGAGAAACAUCAAGCGACUCCGGUUACCCUUCAGCCCCAAGGAUGCCCAACUGGGGAGGUGGAGCCAAGUGCGGUGCCUGUGAGAAGACAGUGUACCACGCUGAGGAAAUUCAGUGCAAUGGGAGGAGUUUUCACAAGACGUGCUUCCUCUGCAUGGCUUGCAGAAAAGCUCUGGACAGUACCACGGUAGCCGCUCAUGAAUCUGAAAUCUACUGCAAAACCUGUUACGGGAGAAAAUAUGGUCCCAAAGGUAUUGGCUUCGGACAAGGGGCAGGAUGCCUCAGCACCGACACCGGUGAUCAUCUGGGCUUGAAUCUGCACCAGGGGUCACCGAAGUCUGCUCGUCCUUCUACACCAACUAAUCCUUCAAAGUUUGCCAAAAUGAUGGUAGAUGUGGAUAAAUGUCCUCGUUGUGGCAAAUCAGUGUACGCUGCAGAGAAGAUCAUGGGAGGAGGAAAACCGUGGCAUAAGACUUGCUUCCGCUGUGCGAUUUGUGGAAAGAGUUUAGAAUCUACGAAUGUUACAGACAAAGAUGGAGAACUCUACUGUAAAGUUUGCUAUGCAAAAAAUUUCGGUCCCAAAGGAAUUGGCUUUGGUGGCCUCACUCAAGUGGAAAAGAAAGAGUGCGAAUGAGAAGAAAUGGAUGCAACUGACUCAAACUGCUGUUGAUGCCACCAAGCGAUAGCUGCCAAGUAAAACAUUAAACAUCACGCAUUGCUAAGAAUCUAGGGCAUUUGUUUAAUAUUUUCCACAUUGCAGGAAAAACUUGUGAGCUUAUAUCUUAAGAAAUCCUUUGAAUAGCUUAAAAAGGUACAGUGAUAAACUAAGAUUCAUGUUUGUUUUACACUCAAGAAAGAUUAAAAGUGUCAUGGAACAUUAUUGCUUCUUGAACUAGUACUUACCACACUGUAGAAUGGAAUUUUAAAAACGCAGCAUACUGUCCCAUUAAGAUAGAGAUCCCCCAUGGAGCGUGAGGGGUCAGUGUUCCAAUUUAAGCUGUAUUUUCCUUUGUUCAGAAUGUUUUGCCGUCUGUAUUUCUACCAAUCUCCUAGUGGCGUUUUGAACACGUUAACAUUUUUUUUUUAGUGCAAAGUAGGUAUUAUUUGCUUUGAGACUAUUAAAAUGGAUUUCAAAUUCUUUCUCUCAAAGGGAGAUAUUUCUACAGAAAACCAGCAUUUUAUUAGAAUACAGUGUAGCGAGUUUUGUUAUUGUAUGUUUUCAAGCUACAAUAAAGUAUUGAUAC
Athene cunicularia (burrowing owl) is the source of this 1312-nucleotide messenger RNA. It is a transcript of the gene CSRP3, whose product is annotated as cysteine and glycine rich protein 3. The transcript is spliced from 6 exons. Bases 112 to 702 code for a protein of 196 amino acids. The record is from RefSeq and is a predicted model, not a curated record. Lineage: Eukaryota; Metazoa; Chordata; Aves; Strigiformes; Strigidae. Gene Ontology annotation, molecular function: actinin binding; structural constituent of muscle. Gene Ontology annotation, biological process: sarcomere organization; muscle tissue development; cardiac muscle contraction. Gene Ontology annotation, cellular component: cytoplasm; Z disc; nucleus.